AUGGGGCGGAUAGAAACGGAGAGCAACAACAGUGGUGAGGUGCAGCAGGCGGCGUCAGAGGGCGCUUGUCUGUUGGAGAGCACGACACCCACACGGAGGCUGGAGCUCGGUGGUGAAUCAGCCGAUGUGGACACUAACGCUGUUGUCAGACGGGCGUGGGAAAAGGACAUCACAGCGUUUCUUGCGUCUCAGUCACACAAAUUGUUUGCACGUGACCCGCUUCUUGAACUGAAACUUGACGACAGUCCGGAUGGAAUAGCGAGGAGGGAGCAGGCUGGCGUCUCGUCAACAGCGUCGCCACUGAGUGCUGCGAGCCCCAUGAGCGCAUGGCGGCGAAGAUCAGAGCUUCAAGACGAUGUCAGGACGGGGGAGAGACGUCAUCACACGGGGGACCCAGCUGAAAGCAGGCUGCUUCUGUACUCUCCUCUUAGGUGUGCGGCAGAGGAGGAGGAGGAACAAGUAAUCAUUGGCCGGGAUGUGACUUACCCCGAUAAUGACGUGCUUGGUCUUCAUAGCCUGGGGCAGGCCGUCACGGGGAUGGAGCAUUGCUUCUCAACCCCGCGCCUCAUCCCCACCCCAGAAACUCACACAAGCAGGCGCCAAGCGGCGUCUCAGGUCACCACGGGUUGUGCAGUUGGUUUGGCCGCGCAAGCGCUUUCGCCGGUUCAACAGGCAAACAAUGUCCCAUUCCGCUCCUGGAAGUCUCGUGAGCAGCAGAAGGUGGGGGCAGUGGCUGUUUCCACGGGAGGUGCACUCCCGGAAGCCGUUGAUGGUGGGUGUGCUGGGAGGGCUUCACUUUCUCAGGGAGCCGCCAAGGAGGCAUUGGGUCCAUUCCCAAAGGAUGAUGUGAUGGGGCAGGGGGAUUUGGGUGAGGGAGGGAAGGAGGAUGCCUUUGCCUUGCCGUUACCCUUAUCGACAAGGAAAAGUGGUGGCUGUGAUGACGAAGAUGCUCCUUUAUUUUGCCGAGUCACACCUGUUGGGCGGCGAUGUGCCGGAGGUUUCGUACCCGUAGCGGAUUCGGCAGGACCUCGUUUCACUGCAGGCAUGCGAGUGGAGGGACGGUGGGGGUGUCGAUGGUUUGGUGCUGUGAUUACCGAGGGUGAGCAGAAUGGGUACGUGCAGCUCCGCUGGGAUGAAGAUGGCUCCUUGUUGCAUGUGAAGGUUCGAGAAGUUCGACUACCGCAGAAUAAAUGGAGGAUGAAUGGUAGGAGGACAAGGAGUCUGCUGAACACCCCUUCUGUCAUGACGGCAACACAGUUGGUGGAGCUUGUGGAGAAUGAGACGCCACAUCCGGAGUUGUCGGUGAAGGAAGAGUUGGGGCUGAAGCCCCUGGACGAGGAUGUCGGAGUGAGCCCAUCGUUCCUCACACUCUAUUUUACAUCGGCAGCGCUGUUACAAUUGGCAGGGAAGCGAUGCAUUCUCACCCAGCUGAUGGAACGGGGCGCCUUGAUAGUGGAGCCUCCUUUAAAUCUGGAGUCCCUUUCAUCGAAUUCCUCAUUUGGUCAGCGGCGAACAGGAGAGAACCGUUUUUUUUUUGUCGUUGCAGAGGACGAUUUGAAGAGGGACGAUGGAAUGAUUAUAGCGGUAGCACACGCCAUGGGUCUUUCUGCCGUUUCCGUGGGGUGGCUGGAGGAACUCGAGGUGGACGUUGCGGGAGAGUUUCCACAUGUGUGCAUUCCGAAGCCGAAACACCUCAUUGGGCAGGACAACGAUACUUUUGUGCGAUGGCGGCUGCUUUCUUCAAAGGAAGAACGAUUCCUCAGCCAGAAGAGGAUUUACGUUGCAGGGGAAGAUGCCGAAAUUGCGUUUCUUCUCCAAGUAUGUGGGGGCACAAUCACGCAUCAACUACCACCGGAUGGGGACUCCCCCCCGCAUUAUUUGUAUGUAGCUCCCGGGAAGCGGGCGCAGAUAACCACCAGUGUUACCUCUGUGGCACUGUUAGAGAAAUCAUGGUUGUUUCACCGCAUCCACGAGUUUUUUCUUGCGCUUCCCCCACCGCGAAAUGGACGGAGUGACGCUGGCGUUGUCAUCAACUCGCUUGCUGCCAGCCCAGUCUCUGGUGUCAAGCGUCCCCGAGAUAAGACGGAGGAGGAGACGAGCACAAGGGUGGCAGAGGCUGUGCCGUUAUCGCCGGCAAAUGCAGAUCGAGGGUCGAGUCGUGUGACGUUUACUUCGGGUGGCGAGGUGCUUACGGUGCUGGAGGGUGAGGACUACUACUUUUGCAUGCCGCGUGUGAGCGGCAGCAGGAUGCAUGGUAGGAACAAAAACGAGGCACCGGUGGUGGAGCUGGGGCGCGUGGUACGUCUUGGCGGGGAUGAUGUUGUGACAUUGCUACUCUACGAAGUGAAGUACAGAGUUCUGCGCCAAAACCCUCACACAGGAAGCCUUGAAAACCAGACAACGGUGUAUCUGGGUUCACGCACCGCAACAGUGCCGUUGGAAAAUCUCAUCUUCAACAUCCCCGUUUAUGUUGUUGAUGCCUCUCAAAUGCAGCACAUGUAUGUGCUUGAGUCGCCCCCUAGAGGUGUCGAUGCAGCUGCUGUUGGUGGUGGUUGUGCCGGGAGUUAG
This is a messenger RNA of Trypanosoma cruzi, 2568 nucleotides long. RefSeq lists its product as uncharacterized. Lineage: Eukaryota; Euglenozoa; Kinetoplastea; Trypanosomatida; Trypanosomatidae. The record is from RefSeq and is a predicted model, not a curated record. The coding region runs from base 1 to 2568 and encodes 855 amino acids. The transcript has a single exon.